Molecule: messenger RNA, 480 nt
Organism: Symbiodinium sp. CCMP2456
Lineage: Eukaryota; Dinophyceae; Suessiales; Symbiodiniaceae
Source: the annotation of a GenBank genome assembly
AUGGCCGUACUCGUGCCGCAGAAGCCUUCAACGCCGCCUCCGGCUUCCAAGUCGCCUCGUCGUCGCAUGAGUGCUACGCUACCGGCCUCGCCACUGCAGAGCUCAACAGGAUCCGAACCCGGUGCAGCCGACCUGGCGGAACUUCAAGAGUCUGUGACGAGCCCCUCAGUGAGUCCAUCCAUCAGCAUGAUUUCAUCUGCCAGCUCGGAUUUCCAGGAAUGCAGGGUUCACUUCGAGGAAACCCCCGAGAUCAUCUUGUUUCUGACUGCUGACGAGGGUAGUGCCCAUCUUACAGCGGUUGCGGAAGAGGAUGCGCGAGGGGAGGCAGACGAGAUCGGCGAGACUCCGUGGGCAGUGCCAGCUGGCCAUGACUCAUGUGAAGGAGGUGGAGGUUUGGCUGAACUUGCUGCAGAGAGGCGGGAAGCCAUGCUCCGCAAGUUCCGCAAGCUCUUCCCGGACACGGCGAGAGUGAAUGCUUGA